This is a messenger RNA of Chaetura pelagica (chimney swift), 816 nucleotides long. Its product is annotated as putative methyltransferase DDB_G0268948. Bases 1 to 816 code for a protein of 271 amino acids. The transcript has 6 exons. The record is from RefSeq and is a predicted model, not a curated record. Lineage: Eukaryota; Metazoa; Chordata; Aves; Apodiformes; Apodidae. Gene Ontology annotation, molecular function: S-adenosylmethionine-dependent methyltransferase activity.
AUGGCCACCCAGAUGUUUGAGGGGAGAGGGCAUGCAGCUGUCUACCAGAAAUACAGGUUUGCACCUGGAGAAGAGCUGCAGAGAGCCAUCCUGACCUACCUGCAGGAGAAGAGAGCAAGCUCUCCUGAGCUGGUGGUGGAUGUUGGCUGUGGGACUGGACAAGGCACCCGCUUCCUUGCAGAGCACUUCAAGAAGGUGGUGGGAACAGACAUCAGUGAAGCACAGAUCCAGGAGGCCAGGGACACCUCCCCCUCUCCCGGCGUCUCCUACCUCGUGUGCCCUGCAGAGGAGCUGCCUUUUGAGGAUGCUUCUGUGGGCCUCCUGGCUGCCUUCACAGCUGCCCACUGGUUUGAUCUGGAGAAGUUCAUGAGAGAAGUGAAGCGGGUGGUGAAGCCGGGGGGUUGCGUGGCCAUCAGCACCUACACCCUGGACAUGAGCCUGCGCCAUGGAGACUGCUCUGAGAAGCUGACCAGGAUCUACAGGGAGGCCUGGGACCAGCUUUCCAAAUACUCCCACAGUAAAGUGAAGUCUGUCUUGGAGGACUACAAAGAGAUUUUUGAGGCCUUGCCGUUUUCAGACAAGAAGAGAAUCACAGAUAUCUAUGACAACAUUCCCAUGACAGUUGCUGGUGUGGUUGGUUACCUGGAGUCUGUCUCUCCAUAUCAAGUCUUUUUGAAGAGUGACCCUGAAGCUGCCAAAUCCCUCCUCCAAGACACUGAAAAGAGAAUGCUGGAGACAAUGGGAGUUUCUUCUUGUGAAACCCCAGUGGAGUUCUGGGUGAGGCAUGUCCUUGUGCUGGGCUGUAAGGGGCUGUGA